Messenger RNA from Cavenderia fasciculata, 849 nucleotides. It is a transcript of the gene esd, whose product is annotated as esterase. Gene Ontology annotation, biological process: formaldehyde catabolic process. Gene Ontology annotation, cellular component: cytosol. Gene Ontology annotation, molecular function: S-formylglutathione hydrolase activity. The record is from RefSeq and is a predicted model, not a curated record. Lineage: Eukaryota; Evosea; Eumycetozoa; Acytosteliales; Cavenderiaceae. The coding region runs from base 1 to 849 and encodes 282 amino acids. The transcript has 3 exons.
AUGGCAAUACAAUUAGUUAGUAAAUCAAGAUGUUUUAAUGGUGAAGUGAGAAGAUAUAGUCAUCUAUCAUCAAGUUUACAAUGUGAGAUGAAGUUUCAUGUCUUUGUACCAGAUAAUUAUGAUAGUAAAGAGAACCUUGCUUGUUUAUGGUUCCUUAGUGGAUUGACAUGUACCGAUGAAAACUUUAUUACUAAAGCUGGUGCAAUUAAAUCGGUUAGUCAGGGUGGUAUCAUGUUGGUGUGUCCAGAUACUAGUCCAAGAGGUACAAAUAUAGAAGGUGAAAAAGAUAGUUGGGAUCAUGGUCAAGGUGCUGGAUUCUAUGUUGACGCUACUGUUGAAAAAUGGGCAAACAACUAUAACAUGUAUACCUAUGUAACUGAGGAAUUGUAUAACAUCAUAAACAUUGAAUUCAAAACAAAGAAACAUUCAAUCUUUGGUCAUAGUAUGGGAGGUCAUGGUGCAUUGGUAAUGGCAUUGAGAAACCCAACAAAGUAUCAAUCAGUGUCUGCAUUUGCACCUAUUUGUAAUCCAACUCAAGUACCUUGGGGAAAGAAGAAUUUGGGUGGAUACUUGGGUCAAGACAAUCUAGAAGCUUGGAAUCAAUACGAUGCAACUGUUUUGGCAAACAAGUAUACUGGUGUUGACAAAAUCAACAUUUUAGUCGAUCAAGGUGACGCUGAUGAAUUCCUCGAGCGUGAACUCAAACCAAGUGCUCUCAAAGAGGCUUGUGAAGCUAAUCCACUUCUUUCACUAACACUUCGUAUGCAACCAGGUUACAAUCACAAUUAUUACUUUAUUCAAACUUUUGUUGAUGAUCAUAUCAAUUUCCAUUUAAAUCAUUUAAAGUAA